Stereum hirsutum FP-91666 SS1 is the source of this 876-nucleotide messenger RNA. RefSeq lists its product as uncharacterized. The record is from RefSeq and is a predicted model, not a curated record. Lineage: Eukaryota; Fungi; Basidiomycota; Agaricomycetes; Russulales; Stereaceae. Bases 6 to 851 code for a protein of 281 amino acids. The transcript has a single exon.
UGGGGAUGUAUGAGGAUGGAAUGGAUGGAACUGCCGGAAAGAAGGGCAAGGGGAAGGCCAAGGCCAAAGUGGGUAGGCCACCCAAGUCAGUGGAUACGACUAGGGGAGGUGCUGCAACAGGCGCAAGGGGAAAGAAGCGGAAGAAGGGCAACGAAAACGAGAGCGCGACCGAGGCAGAGAUGGCACGCCCUGUAGGUAAAAGCUCUGCCCCAACCUCCGCGUCACGUCCUCCGAAGCCGAGACCUAUACCUAUCGCCAAACGACAAAAACCGACAGAGACGACGGAUGCCAGUGAAAACGACUGGGAUAGUGCGAGGCACAGUGAUGCGAGCGCCGCUACCACUGUAAGUAAACGAAGCAGAAAGCCGACAUCUACGUCGGAGGCUUCCUCUCCACCGCCACCCCCAUCCACGCAACCGCCCCAGAGGUCCCUACGAGCUCAAUCUGCCUAUCGCGACGAAUCUUCGACAGACGAGAGCGAGGACGAUUCGUCUACCUUGGUCCCGUCUUCUCGCCGCAGCAUAGAGCUCUCGAAGACCGCAGAACGAUCCAAAACCCGCGCCGUCACCGAUUCCAGCGAAGUCGAGGUCAUCGAAAGUGCUAUUGCUGAUCAGACGCCGAAACGCAAGGGCCCUCCCCGUCCACGGAUGGUCAAGAAGGAUGCGACACUGACCGACAAGGAUAUCAACGGAGUCAGGCUGAGUCCGGAAGAGACUCCGAAAGCUAAGGUUGGGAGUGCGAGGCGAAAGGGAAGUGAGGAGCCCAGGAGAGUUGGUGAACCCUCGAAGGCGUUCCAUCCGUUGCGGGCUGCAAGGGCUCGGACCGCUAAUAAGAAUGAGUACGUGAAAUAAUACUGCCUGAGAGCCCUUGUAUUCC